CCCGCGGGCACGUUAUGUAAGCGCGCAGCCGCGGCCGGCAUUUAAACAGUGAGGCUGCAAGGCUUCGGCUGGAAACUUUCUCCUCUGAAAGUCUGCGUGUCUCCAUCCGGAUCCUGCGCAGCUUAGGAAACAGGCCAUGUCCUCUUACGGCAACAGCGUGCGUGUCACGGAGGCGAGGAGGGUGGCAAUUUUCGGGGGAACGCACGGGAACGAGAUGUCCGGCGUGACGCUCGUUAACCUGUGGGUGAAGAACAGCGCCGAGAUACAGAGGAAACGGGUCGAGACCAAGCCGUUCAUCACCAACCCGAAGGCCGUGGAGAAGUGCAGCCGAUACGUGGACACCGACCUGAACCGAGCCUUCACCCCGGAGAACCUCAGCGCCCCGGGAGGAGACGAGCUGCCCUACGAGGUGCAGCGCGCCCAGGAGAUCAACAGGAUAUUUGGGCCCAAAGGAAGCCCGGAGGCCUACGAUGUCAUCUUUGACCUCCACAACACCACGUCCAACAUGGGCUGCACCCUGAUCCUGGAGAGCUCCAAAGACCACUUUAACCUGCAGAUGAUGAACUACAUCAAGAAAGCCAUCGCUCCAGCCAGCUGUCUCGUUCUGCUGAAUGAACAUCCUCUUUUGAAAUAUUCCACCUCGCGCUCCGUCGCCAAGCACCCCGUCGGUUUGGAAGUGGGUCCUCAGCCUCAAGGGGUCCUGAGGAGCAACAUCUUUGAAGCCAUGAGGGUGAUCCUGAAACACGCGCUGGACUUCAUCGAACUGUUUAAUGAAGGAAUGGAGUUCCCUAACUGCACAGUGGAAGUUUUCCGCGUCUUGGACCGGAUCGACUACCCCCGAGAUGCCAACGGAAACAUCAUUGCCAUGGUGCAUCCCAAUCUGCAGGACUGUGACUGGGAGCCGCUGAACCCCGGUGACCCUAUGUUCCAAUCGUUUGAUGGGAAGACCAUCCGCUACCAAGGCCUGGGCACCGUCUACCCCACUUUCAUCAAUGAGGCGGCCUAUUAUGAAAAACAACAGGCCUUUGUAACCACCAGACGAGAAGCCCUGGUGGCAAGCGCCAUCAGAAAAGUAUAAAAACUGGUUGCCGUUAGCCGCAGCAAUGACCUGUGUUUAGAUUUUGCACUUUGUUCUGUUAGCAAAUGACAGACUUUCCCCUCUCGCAAUGACUAGAUUUUCUCUUUUUUACACACUCAUUUAGUUUGCCAAACAUUUACUUUCAAAGAAUCUAUUAACUAUGCAAAAAAUGUGUGUGCAAGGUUUUCAAAGAGUCACUGUGAAAGUCUUGGAUCUGAAGAAGUAUACUGCUGUGGUAGCUAUUUAUGAUACCGUUAUUUAAGUACACAUAUAUAUGGAUUUACAUUAAAUCAACUAAGUUUUUUUGUAUAAUAUUAAAGGCCAGGCCUGAUCAUUGGUGGCUUAUGAAUCAUUAACUAUCGCUCUUUAAGUUUCUUACUACUGCCCAGGACCAUAACCUGCUACAUUUGACCCAAAACUGUAGUUGUGAGUCCUCUUACACACACACAUAAAUAUCAAUAUAUAAAUAUAUAUAUGUUUGUGUGUAAAUAUGUGUUUGUGUGUGUAACGUCUUUGGGUGAGGGUUUGUGGCCUUUGAUACUGCCUACCUGUAACUCCAGUGGUUGCAUCUGUGGUGCUGUCCUAUCCUUUGCCUUAAUAGAGAUUUCAGACAACAACAACAAAAGACUUUCACAACCAAUUUCAUUGGAAUUUGUAGAUUAUACGUGUCGGAUGACAAGAUACUAUUUUGAUAAGAAAUUGCAUACGUUCUGUUCACAUAAACAACUGGGAUGCAGUUUGAACCGUGUUUUAUAAUGAUAUACCUGUCUAUUUUGAUAUGAUUGUCCUUUUACGUUUAAAGUGAUAUAUAUAUAGUACCUUGAUCUUUGAAAACAUAUGUGCGUUUUAAUGUUUUACGUCUUUGUUGUGUCAAAGUGUAUCAAUGUGGUCUCACAGAAACUGCUUCAAUUAGCAAUAUUUUGGUUGUAACAUUCAUAUUAGUAACGUCUGCUGUCCUUGACGUCCUGUGGAAAUGAUCCAAUCAAUAAAUGUAGUACUGCGCCACUC
Messenger RNA from Pungitius pungitius (ninespine stickleback), 2086 nucleotides. It is a transcript of the gene aspa, whose product is annotated as aspartoacylase. Gene Ontology annotation, molecular function: hydrolase activity, acting on ester bonds; hydrolase activity, acting on carbon-nitrogen (but not peptide) bonds, in linear amides. The record is from RefSeq and is a predicted model, not a curated record. The transcript is spliced from 6 exons. NCBI's taxonomy places the organism in Eukaryota, Metazoa, Chordata, Actinopteri, Perciformes, Gasterosteidae. The coding region runs from base 137 to 1078 and encodes 313 amino acids. Gene Ontology annotation, cellular component: cytosol.